GAGGAAUGUUUACUCGAAAUAAAAUUGGAAAGAGAAAAAAUAAGUAGACAAUACGUAAGCGAAUAAGGAAAAAGAUUAUUGGAUUGGGGAAAACGCAUAGGGCGGUGGAGUGAGCACGCAGUGGCGUUGCGAAUCGGGGCAGCAGCCGAUUCAGUCGAGUUCGGAGACGGUCGACGGACUUCGGACAAAUUCGUCAAAAGCAAAAUGUCGUCUGCUAGGCGCGUCGUCAGGAACCGGGUCGUAUUUCUAACUCGAAUGUUGCUAUGAUAAGUGAUAAUGCGAUGUCUCUGCGUACAAGUAUUUAGUGUUUUUUAUUGGAAAGUGUGUGAAAAAACGCAAAAGGAUAUACUACGAAUUUGGUUGCCCCGUUGCCGACAAAGAAGUUCAACGAGAGUACCGGUGAACAUUGAUUUUUCCUGGUUUCGCAUUCUACUCGACAGAUGAUCCGAACGAAUGUUUCCAAAACGGAAUAAUGUGAAGAGCGAUAGAAUUAGAAUAAAGAUGUUUCGUCAAGUAAAAUAGUAAAGAAUCUUUGGGAUCGUGACAGAGGUCUCAAAACGUACCAACGACAAGAAUCUGCGAGGACGUGUCCGCGAGGUCGAGGCUGACCUAAACAUUUGAGCCAAAUCUAACCUGACCUAAGCGCCGCUGACGACAAAGAUACGAAGCAUCGGUGAUUAUCGGCGUGCACAGGAAGCACGUUGCGUCGUCGGAUAGAAAAGUGAUACCUGUCGCUCUAUAUCGUCAAGUUAUUGGCGAAGCAUCGUCGAAAGAACGCCAGACAUUGUACGCUUUCCCUUGUACGUCGUCUCUUCGCCACCACCUCCCUCUUCCUUCCGUUACGGCGUGCAGUUCGUGCACUUCUACGCAGCGGUACACUGUACUGUACCCAACAGCGGCGUACAAGUAAAUAAACGCGCGGCAAUGGUGGAUUCGAGUUCCACGUGCUUCCUGUACGACCAAACCGUUCUCGAUUAGAGCAGGUUCCCCGAAAAGAAAAGGCUACGCGCGACGGAAGGAGAGAGAUCGGAAACAACAAGGAUGUCGUAUCUAAUAUCGCGUGCAAAGUUGCCAGCUGCCUGCUGUCGAUAACUGCGGUGCACUAUUCGCCGCUGGUGGACGCUAUCGAGCGAAGACGACGUAAUACACGGCUCACUUGUGUGUCGCGGUUGUGAAAUUGUCUAGUGGUUGUGAAAACAGUGCCAAGCGAGGGGAGUUGCAUGAAUAUGGUGUAAGAAAGAAAAGAGAGGAAAGGUCGCAGAAGAUUUUUUUUGGAUAAUGGAGUUCGAGCUGGACGGAAGCCUGAAGGAAUGGGUAAAGGACAAACCAUUGAGCAUCCUGCAGCUCGAUCCUGCUGACAGAGCCGUCUUACGGAUUGCCGACGAACGAGACGCGAUCCAAAAGAAAACAUUUACCAAAUGGGUGAACAAGCAUCUGAAAAAGCACUGGAAGUACGUCAAGACUUACACGUGCCUGCACGUGUGCGUCCUUGUGAACAACCAGCCAUGCUGUUCCCCUACUGCCAGCAGACAUGUAGGAGAUUUGUUCGAAGACCUGCGGGACGGGCACAACCUCAUUUCUUUGCUGGAGGUCCUCUCGGGCGAGCAUCUCCCGCGAGAAAGGGGUCGGAUGCGUUUCCACAUGCUGCAAAAUGUACAGAUGGCCCUUGAUUUUCUGCGUUACAAGAAAAUCAAGCUCGUCAAUAUCCGUGCCGAGGAUAUCGUCGAUGGGAAUCCAAAGUUGACGCUUGGUUUGAUAUGGACCAUCAUACUGCAUUUCCAGAUAUCCGAUAUAGUAGUGGGUCAGGAACCGAACGUAACUGCCCGCGAAGCUCUCCUAAGAUGGGCAAGACGCUCGACGGCGCGUUACCCAGGUGUGAGGGUGACAGACUUUACCGGGUCCUGGAGGGACGGUUUGGCUUUCAGCGCAUUGAUACACCGAAACAGGCCAGAUUUGGUCGAUUGGAGAGGCGCUCGUGCAAGUCAGCCACGAGAGCGGCUCGAUCGGGUCUUCCACGUCGCGGAGCGCGAGUAUGGCGUUACGAGGCUUCUCGAUCCCGAAGAUGUGGAUACACCGGAACCGGAUGAGAAGUCCUUGAUAACGUACAUCUCUUCGCUCUACGACGUGUUCCCGGAGCCGCCAGCUAUCCACCCGUUAUACGACGCGGAAGCUCAAAGACGUUCGGCUGAAUACCGAGAGCUGGCCAACUCUCUCCAUAUGUGGAUCCGCGAGAAGAUGUGUCUGAUGCAAGAACGUGCCUUCCCUCCGACCCUGAUCGAAAUGAAGAAACUGGCGGCCGACAGCACCAAAUUCAAGAACGAGGAGGUGCCACCGCGAUACAGGGACAAGCAAAGGCUCGCAUACAUAUUCAGGGAUCUUCAGAAGUACUUUGAAGCGGUUGGCGAAGUGGAUAUGGAACCUGAGUUGCAUAUCGAAGUGAUCGAAAAGAACUGGAACCGACUGAUGAUGCUGCAUCAAGAAAGGGAGCAGGCGAUCAUCGACGAAAUUAAACGACUCGAACGACUACAACGACUGGCCGAGAAGGUUCACAGAGAGAUGAAGUCGACCGACAAUCGGUUGGAGGAGCUAGAGAGACGAGUAGAAGACGAAGCGCGACGUCUCGAUCGACUUCAUCCCCUAGAGGCUAAACACGCCGUGGACCUUCUGGAACAGGAUAUACGCAACACCGAGAUUCAAAUUCAAAAUAUUUUCACGGACGUGCACACUCUUACCGAGGGAAGAUACAGCCAAGCGGCCGAACUUCACAAAAGAGUACAGAAGCUACAUCAACGAUGGGUCGCAUUGCGAUCUCUCCUUCAUAAACGUUUGGUACAGCCACUGUCGGCCGUGUCCUUCCCGGUAGAAGAACGCGUCGUGACGAAACACCGUACUACCGUCCACGAAACACGACUGGUGGAUACCAAUCCACAUUUCCGAGCCUUGCACGAUUGCAUCGAUUGGUGCAAAGCUAAAAUCAAACAGCUGCAGGAUGCAGAUUACGGGUCAGAUUUGCCUAGCGUACAGAACGAGUUGGACGUUCAUCAAAGAGAACACAAGAACAUCGAACAAUUCCAUCCUAAAGUGGACAGAUGCGUGCAAGCCAAGAGCCAUUUCCAUGGCGAAGAGUUGACGUUGUACAGUCAGCAUCUCGCCGUUCUACAGAAACUUUACACCGAGCUGUUAUCGGCCUCUAACAAGAGACUUUCCGAUUUGGACACGUUACACGAUUUUAUACAAUCGGCCACCGGCGAACUGGUCUGGCUCAGUUCCAAGGAAGAAACAGAGGUGACGCGCGAUUGGAGCGACAAGAAUUUGAACGUGCAAAGCAUCGAACAGUAUUACGAGCGUACGUACGGAUCUGGCAUAGAGUCCCUAAUGAGCGACCUAGAAAAGCGAGAAAUCCAAUUCUCCGCGGUACAAGAUCGCGGCGAAGCGUUGGUUCUUCAACAUCACCCAGCCGCAAAGACGAUCGAGGCGUACAUGUCUGCUAUGCAAAGUCAGUGGGCUUGGCUUCUCCAGUUGACCCUCUGUUUAGAAGUUCAUCUGAAACACGCAGCGCAGAGCCAGCAAUUCUUCCGGGAUAUUCAACAAGCAGAACAAUGGAUAUCGAAGAGGGACGAGACGCUGAACACCAUUUACUCUCAGUCCGAUUUCUCCUUGGACGAGGGUGAACGUCUUUUGAAAGGCAUGCAAGAACUGCGCGAGGAAUUGAACAGUUACGGCGAUCACGUGCAGAAGCUAGUCGAACAAGCGAAGGACGUUGUUCCUAUGAAACAACGACGACAACCCGUGACCCGACCUAUGCAAGUCACAUGUAUCUGUAGUUACAAACAGAUGCCGAUCGAGAAGGGAGAACAAUGUACAUUAUACGACAACUCUGGUAGAAUAAAAUGGCGUGUCAAGAACCAAGAGGGAGUCGAGUCUCCCGUACCAGGUGUCUGCUUCGCGCUUCAACCUCCGGACAAGGACGCUCUCGACGCUGCGGAGAGAUUACGAAGACAAUACGACCGAAGCGUCGCGUUAUGGCAACGCAAACAACUCCGACUACGACAGAACAUGAUAUUCGCGACCAUCAAAGUGGUGAAGGGCUGGGAUCUGCCUCAAUUCCUAGCCAUGGGUCAAGAUCAGCGAACAGCCAUCAGAAAGGCGUUGAACGAAGAUGCCGAGAAGCUGCUAUCCGAAGGCGACCCGGCUGAUCCACAACUGAGACGACUGAAACGAGAAAUGGCCGAGGUGAACAAGUUGUUCGACGAACUAGAGAAGCGUGCUCGAGCGGAAGAGGAAUCGAAGAAUGCAGGCCGUAUCUUUAACGAUCAGAUCUCCAGCCUUCAACAAGCGCUCGACGAAGCCGAGAGAGUUCUGAACUCCCGUAUAGCUGCCCCGUUGCCCAGAGACCUUGACAGUCUGGAGCACCUGGUUCUGCAGCACAAGGACUACGAGCAAAGUCUACGGCGUCUCGCACCGGACCUCGACCGAGUUCAGCAAACCUUCCGCGGUAUCACCCUGAAGACUCCAGCGAUGAGGAACAAGCUCGACGCUGUCACUACCAAGUGGAAUCACAUCUGGAACAUCAGUAAUCUGUACAUAGAACGGCUCAAGUGCGUCGAGAUCGUGCUUUCUAGCCUCGAAGAGAACACCACCGCGAUAUCCGAGUUCGAAGUGAAGUUAGCGUCCUUCGACGAGUUGCCAUCCGACUUGAAGGGUCUACAGAACGUGCUGGAAGACCUGAUGGUACUCCAGAACGCCAUCGCACAACAACAGAGCGUAAUGGAUCAGUUGAACGAGGACGCGCACAAUGCUAGACGCCUGGUAGAAAAGUCAAGAUCAAAUCAUCGCGGUCCACAUUCAGACAUGGAUCGUUUGGACGCUGAAGUGAACCGGUUGAACGCUAGGUGGACCAAUCUUUGCGGACAACUGGUCGACAGACUUCGAAGCGCAGAGGCAGCUUACGGUCUGGCGCAGCAGUUGGAACACGCUUACAGAAACGAGGUUGAUUUUGUCGAUGAGUCCUACGCGAAACUGGAAGUGGAGAACGCGAAGAACCUGCUGAACAAGGUGGUGGAACGAGCGCCUGCGAUCGAGGCGGUAAAUGUGACCGGAGGUCGAUUGAUCCGCGAAGGGAAGAUCUACGGACAAAGGCUUCGAGCGUUCAAGGAACAGUUGGAAGAUAUCUGUCCGUCUUUGGACGCUUCGGUGAAGAAACCACGACGCGAAUAUGUUUCGACGGUCGACGACGUCGCUAGAGACCUAGAUACUCUCAACAGGAGAUACACCACCCUGGUGAAUAUCCUUCAGGAGAAGGUUAAACAGCUGGCAGCGCAACAUCCUGAGGAUACGUCUCUUCAGCGUGCGCUUCAGGAACAGAGACCACUCAGGACAUUCCGUACGGAAUUCAAUAUUUACGAGAGUAGUACCUGCGAGGAACGUUACACAUCGACGACCACACACUAUACACAGUCGCAGUACAGUUUAGAGCGGCGCGAGAGGACAGAACGUACAGAGAGGACAGAGACGGUCGUGUCCAGCGACGCGACACGACGUUCCAGUUCUCAAGAGAGUACCCGUCCCGAUGGUAGGAGUACGUCCGUGGAUCGGGAUGGGGGAACGAUCACGACGACGCAGUCCGAUCAGGAUAUCGCGAAAGUAUCUCGAAAGCGGCAGCAAGAGGAGGAUGAGAAGAAGGAUCGUAUGGACGAGGCGUCGUGGUCGAGAACGAGUAGCAGUAUUAGCGGGAGCAGCGUGCAUUUUAGCGAGAGUAGGAGCGUUAAGAGGAUAGAGCGGGUGGAAGAGGGUAUAGGUACAGAGAACGUGAUAGAGGCUAGGGGUAUCGUAGAUCCACGGACAGGGAACGUGUUGACGGUGGGCGAGGCGAUAAGUCUUAGGAUCUUGGACGUUAGGAACGGUAGGAUAACGUGCUCGAGGGACGGCAGGAAGACCGUCUCGAUCGAGGAGGCGGCUCGCGAGAAGAUAAUCGAGGCGCGUCUCGCGGAUCGUCUGCUAGGCCCGUGCGGAUUCGACGAGGAGGGACGUCCGGUGUCUCUGCUCGAGGCGAUCCAGCGGGAGCUGUUCGACGCGGAGAAACCAGACGGUUCCGGGCACGCAGAUAGAGCGAAGGUAACUUACUCUAAAGAGAGUGUCCCCGUCGAUGAGGGCGCGGUUAGCGUAGCCGAUGCGAUAAAGGACGACGACGUAGGCAAGGGUUCCGCGUUGGAUCCGCGGACGGGCGAGCUAGUUACGAAAGAUGGCGAGAGGCUGUCGGUCGAGGAGGCUCACGCGAGAGGUUACCUGGCGAAACUCGACGUUACCGUGACCGUUAAGAGGAACGCGUUACCGUUAUCCGACGCGAUAUCCCAAGGUCUCGUGGACGAGACCUUAGGUCGGGUGCUUGACAGGAUCACGGGAGAGAGUUACGCCCUUGACGAGGCUGUCGAGAAAGGAAUACUAGACCCAACCGCGAGGGAGGUCGUGGACGCUAGGAACGAUACCAAAGUGACGUUGUUGGAUGCCAUGAAACUGGGCAUCGUUAACCCUAAGACCGGCAAAUAUAUGCACGGUCUCACCAUGGAGAAGUUGUCUCUGAAGGAGGCGCGUCGACGACGACUCAUAGUGAAACCAAUGACCCUGAAGGACUGUCGCGAUUCGGAGAUCAUCGACGAGAGCGGGAAGAUCACCAGCCCCGCGCAUAGAACCAAAUUAACUGUAACGGAAGCGAUCGAAAGAGGUGUCCUCGACGCCGAUCGAUUGAAGUCAAUUGUCGACGCGACGACCGGUGAAACGAUCACGCUCUCCGAGGCGUUAGAUCGUGGCUUGAUCAAUCCUAAGACGACCACUUACAGAAACGCGAACACCGACGAGGAAAUUGCUAUUUCGGAAGCCGUUGAGAAGGGUCUGGUUACCUCGCUCGCACAGAAGACAAUAUUUGAUGUGGAUGGCUUCAGAGAUCCUUUGACCGGAGAGUACGUGAGCUUGAACGCAGCUUUGCUCAAAGGUUUGAUCAGUUCCAAAUCGGGCGGUAGUUAUAUUGUCGAUCCGAAUACCGGAGAAAGAGUUUCGCUGGCCGAGGCUGAAGAACGAGGUUACAUUCGACCGGAAGUUGCUGAGAUGUUCAACAGAGGUAUCGGUAUCGUCGAAGAAGGCAAAGAGAUCACUCUUCUUGAAGCCGUUUUCUCGGAGCUGAUCGAUCCGAAGACUGGUCUGUUAUUGGAUCCGAGGACCAAGAAACCGGUAGCUCUCGAAAAUGCAAUGAAACGUGGUAUAAUUACUCCCGACGGAGCUGCGUUGCUCACGGGGUUAUUGAACGUCACUGUCACCACGCAGACUACCACAAAGGUAAAAGAAGUUAAACACGAGGAGAUUAACAACGGAUUUGAACGAUCGACUAAAGAACGAGUACAUGUCGAAGCGAUGGACGUCGAAGAGACUCUUGAACCUUCUCUGAAAGACAACAUUCCUAGAGCAAUUGGCACUACCACGACUAUUAUCUCUAAAGAUCACGUAGUUACUUCUUCGGAAGCGAAAGCGAGCAUUCUCGUUAACGCCAAGGACUCUUCAAAAGCGAAGGAUAACGACAAUGCUGUUCAGACAUCCAGGAGUAAUCGAUACAAGGAUCCAGAUCAGGACCAAGACACCAGCAUGAUCAGUGACCCAUCCAGAGAGGACAGCUUAUCGAUGGAAAAGAGAGUAUUCGAACUACCAACCGAUGGAUGGUCCCUCUCCGAAGCGAUCGACCGAAAACUCUUCGAUCCAACCACCGGUCUCUUCAUCAUCCCAGGAACGGACAGGUUGGUUUCAUUCGAGGAAUGCGUGAAGCUGCGGAUCAUCGACCCGAACUCCAGCUUCGUGAUCGACCCGAACAACGGCAGGAAGGUUUCCCUGCUCCGCAGUUUGGAGAAGAACAUCCUAGACUCCACCGGCCAUUACACUUACCCACAAAAGAUCUCGAUGAAGGAGGCGAUUGACAGAGGGCUGGUCCUCCUGGAGGGUAAAACACCCGACAUCGAUCACUCUCAACAGAGGUUACUGCGAAUCACCAAGAUGUCUGGGGAACCGGACAAAUUGGAGGUGAUGCGACUCGACGAUCCUUCGAAGCAGCUAGACAGCAAGGAUUCCGAAAGUUACGGGAUACCGGACCCCGUACGAGUCUCGCGAGGUUUGAUCUAUGAUCCAAUCACCGCUCUAGUCAUUUCCACUGAAACUAAAACGUCGAAGGAAUUAUUAGCGGCUUUGUCCGACGGUACGUUGCCGAUGGAUGUGGUGAUCGUUACAGACCCUGUGACAGGAAAGGCAAUUCAAGGCAUACCGGAAGCUAUUCAGCGCGGUAUCAUCGAUCCCAACACUUUGGAAUACUACGUCAACGAAAAUAGGAAGCUAUCUUUGAUGGACGCUGCGAAAUUCGGUGCAGUAACCGUGUUGGGUAUUCCUCUGGUUCCAGUUACGUCUUCGACACCUAUUUCGGACACAAACAUACCUCGUGAAAUGAAAGAAUCGUCGCCGAUCGACCGGGACGAAAGUUCGAUAAUCGGCAAACCGAACUAUGAAUCGGAUUCUGCCAUUGGAUCCACAUCCGUGAUGGAUUCUGUGACCGACUUCUCGCCAACGGCGGCGACCAGCGAGGAACCUUCCGUCUCGAAAGAAGGCGACGAAGAGAGGUUCAAACCUUUCGAUCCUAAAUACGAAGCAAUUAUCGGAGAGACAGUUGUGUGGCCAAGUUCGGAGGGCGAAACCAAGUCCAUCGUUCUUCAGAAGAUGAGGAAGCGUGUGGUGAAAGCCAAGGAAGCUCUAGAGAGCGGAUUGAUAGACGCGGAAACCGCCGAGAUCUUUACAAGGAAAAUGGCGGUGGAGGACGGUAAACCUGUCACUCUCUCGGAAGCUAUUCGCAGCAAGAAGAUAGACGCAGAUUCUGGGAAGAUCGUCGAUCCUCAAAGAGGAGAUAUCCUCAACAUCGGUGAGGCAGUCGAACGUGGAGUCUUGGAUCCCGUGAGUGCCGAUGUUCUGGUGCCUUUGGCUAAAAGUCUGUCCAUCCCUGGUUUGUACAAACAAGGUCUGCUCGAUCCUCACGAGGGCAAGGUGGUUCAUCCAGAGACCGGUGCACAUCUGACAUUGAAAGAAGCGAUUCUUUGCGAGAUAGUAGACCCGUUAUCAAAGUUGACCUGUUCAGAUGGUCGCACAGAAACCCUUCGCAGUGCCAUUGAGAGUGACCUCGUUGACCCGGAGAGGUCUUUGAUAAAAACUAGUCAAGGUGAUAGCGUCAGCCUGGUGAAGGCUGUCGAGAGCAACGUGUUCGCCGACUCGGACAGGGACCAAGAAAGAAUACCUCCUGCUGGUAUGACCUUCACAGUUGCCUUAGAACGAGGACUCAUAGACGCAGCGGGCAAAGAGAUACGACAUCCGAUCACGGAGGAACGUUUGUCCUUGGAAGACGCUAUAAAGGGUAACUUCAUCAUGUCGUUACCUUGUCCAGUGACAUCCGAUAGCAUGGAGGUGACCAAAGCGUUAGAGGCUGGCCUCAUUGAUAGAGAAAAGGGUGUCUUCGUUCAUCCGACGACUGGUACGCCAGUGCGUCUAUUGACGGCCAUAGAAUCUGGUCUGCUGGUGGUCAAACCACCCAUAAGCAGCGAAUCCGUUACAGUAACUACCACCGGUAUCACGGAGACAGUCACCUGCCAUCAUACAGUUACCACUAAGAGCAUUGAUAUUUUAUCAGGUUAUGCGCUGGUGGGUCCCAACGAGGUGCGAAACAUGGAGACCGGAGACACCAUGACGAUCGACGAGGCUCGUACGAAAGGAAUCGUCAGGGACGAAUCUGAAAAGAAGGUAGAAUUCACCACGAAGGACAUCAAAAUGACGUUCGAUGAUGCUUUACAGAAGGGUCUCCUCGAUAUGAACGCUGGUACCUACACGAAUCCGUCGACAGGAUGUGCCAUGUCCAUUCAGAAGGCUAUCGAGAACGGUUUGCUGGAAGAUCGAGCGGAUCCCACGGCCGAGAAGCAACCCAUCGAUCAGAUUUACGACGAGAAGACGGAGAGGUUCUUAGACCCGGAGACGAAGAAGUCCUACACCCUCAAGGAGGCGGUGGAAGUUGGACUGGUGGAUCCUAACACUGUUCUUUAUGAUCCAAGAACCGCUGAGACUGUGACGACUAAGCAGGCACUUGAGAAGGGAAUGAUCGAUCCUGUUACAGGGAAGACGAAGGACGUUGAAGGAGGAGGAGUUUCCUUGAAGCAAGCUGCGAAGUUGGGAUUACUGGCUGUUGUCGCUGCACCCGUUUUGGCUGGAAAAGCGGUGUAUGAUGCUGUUCGCGAUGCUUCUGUUGGCAAAGAGAAAGUGGUAACAAAAGAAGUCACUAAGGUUGCACGUUCUGCAGAUACUGCUAAAGUCACUAAAGUAGAUAUUGUCAAAGACACUCCUCCUAAAGCAGACAUUGUCAAAGACACUCAUCCUAAAGAAGGCAUUGUCAAAGACACCCCUAAAGAGGACGCUGUCAAAGUCACUCCUGAAGAAGACAUUGCUACACAUCCCAAAGAAGACGGUGUUAAAGUUACUGGUCCUGAAGAGGAUAUUGCUAAGGUUACACCUCCUAAAGAGGACGCUGUUAAAGUUACUAGUCCAGAAGAAGGCGUUGUUAAAGUUACACAUCCUAAAGAAGACGGUGUUAAAGUUACUAGUCCCGAAGAAGACGUUAAAGUCACACAUCCCAAAGAAGACGUUGUUAAAGUUACCCAUCCUGAAGAAGACACUGCUAAGACCACACAUCCUGAAGAGGACAUUGUCAAGGUCACUCAUACCAAAGAAGAAAUUGUUGAGGUCAAAUAUCCUAAGGAGGACAUUGUUGAGGUGACACAAGCUAAGGAAGAUGUUGCCAAGGUCGCAAGUCCUGAAAAAGAUAUUGCGAAGGUCACACAUCCUGAAGAAGCCGGUGUUAAAGUUACUGGUCUUGAAGAAGAUAUUGUUAAGGUCACACGUCCUGAAGAAGAGGUUGUUAAAGCCACUGCUAAAGAAGAAGAGAAGGUAACUGCAGUCGCAGCACCUCAGAUACCAUCAAAAGAUGAUCUUACAAAGGAAGUUGUACAAAAAGUAGCAGAUAAGGUUCCAACUCCAAAAGAUUCGUCGGAGCAAGCUCAAAAGGAAGCCUUGAAAUCCGAACUUCCAAAGAAAGAAACACAAGAAAAGAAACCAGAGACAUUGAAAACAGAACCUGAACAGCGUUCCAAAGCAGAUAUACCAGUUGUAAAAGUGGAGGAACCAUCAGAGCCUAGUCAAAUACAGAAACCGAUUGAGACAUCCUUGGAGGAACCUGACGAAGAACAAGAGAAAGAGAUCGAUUUCGAAUCCGAAGAAGGCGACAGAAGAUUCGUGAUCGAAGUGACGCCUGAUCUGACGGUACAAGACCUCGUCGUUCGAGACGCGUACGACCCUGAGAAAGAAAGGUUCCUAAACCCAGAAACCGGAGAAGUUAUCUCGUUCAACGACUUCGUUCUAGAACUCAGAAUUUUUGACCCAGACGAGGUGUUGGUGAAAGACUUGACCUGCAAAACAACGGACAGGUACGUGUCUCUUCGGGACGCGAUAGCGAAGCCUCUGGUCGAUCGAAAUCUGGGGAACAUGGUUGACCCUAAGACUGGUAAAAAGAUUCCCUUCUUCGAAGCAGUGAAGCUAGGUCUCAUCAAGCAAGGACCACCUAUGGAACAUUUUGAAGCGACGGAGAGCAAAGAAGGUCUAAGUUUACGACAGGCCGUUGAAAUUGGCCUACUUGACCCGGCCACCUGCGAAGUACGAGAUCCAACCACCAACAAGAUGCUGAAACUGAACGAAGCCAUCGAAAUAGGUUUGAUCGACCCAGAUUCGAUCAGCAUACGAGAUCCAGUUAACGACGAGGUGUCUCCUCUUCCGGAAGUGUUGGAGUCCGGCGCGAAGGUCGACGUUGAAGACGCUUUCGUGAAAGGGUUGAUCGUACCCGAGUCGCGCAAGCCAAUUUCUCUGGAAGCUGCCAUCAGAAAGGGACUGUACGAAGAGGACACCGGUAAAAUCACGGAUACGCUGACCAGUCAAUCCAUAGAUGUCGAAGAGAGUGUACGAAGAGGAAUAAUUGACGCAUUCAUUAGUGAAUGCGAGGACACCAAAGCAGGAACCUUCUUAUCCUUGGAAGAGGCGUUAGGCGGUGAGUCAAAGCUCCUGGACCCUAAUACGGGUCGUCUUCGGGACACCAAGGCUGGAGAACUGUUACCAUUGAACGUCGCCCUCGACAGAGGCAUGAUACUCACCACGGGUUUCGUACCUUCCCUGAUCGACGUGAUAGUUCAGGAAUAUUAUUCGCCAAGAACGGGCCUGGUCGCCAACCCCAGGACAGGAGAGGAGACUACCUUGAAGGAAGCGUUGGCCACCGACUACGUCGACGGAGAGACAACGAUGGUCAGAGACGACCGGAACGACAGAGUGUUAUCCUUGCAAGAAGCUGAAGAGAAUCAGCUGAUCGACCUAGAGCAGGGAAUCCUCCUCUCCCCACACCCUAUGACCUUGGACGUCGCUUAUGAGAAAGGGUACAUCCUCAGCACGGUGAAACCUUGGUCCUUGCAAGAGGCAUUGGCCCAUCAGACUUACGAUCCUGAAAAAGGCACCUUCGACAUCGAUGGAGUCACUUACACCCUCGAGGAAGCAUUGGAGAACGGCUUGAUCGCAAAGGACAGUCCUUCUGUGAAGGAUCCGAGGAACAGCGAGAUCAUCUCUCUGGGCGAGGCCAUCAAGCAGGGUCUGAUCGACCCCAAGACCGCAACAGCCAUCGAUCCGUCCACCAGUUCACCGUUGUCUUUGACCGACGCUUUCGACCGUGGCUUGAUAGUGCCUGCCAAACGCAAGAUAUCCUUGCCAGAGGCCGUCUUCAAGGGUCUCUACGAGCCGACCACCGGUCGCUUCAUCGUUCCAGAGACACGAGAGAAGCUGCCGACCGACCGCGCCAUCAAGGUCGGCGUGAUCGACCCCAGCACAGCGGUGGUGGUACGUCAGCCACACGGCAAGGCCAUCACCUUCACCAAAGCCAUCAAGGAGCUGAUAGUUGACCCGAAGACUGGCACAGUAACCAACGAGAAGGGCAAACCGGUGGACUUCCGUGAGGCGUUAGAACACGGAUUGCUUCUAGAGGCCCGUAGGCCCAUGACCUUCAGCGAGGCCAUCUCCAAAGGUAUUCUCGAUAAGAGGACCAACAUGUUCCUGGAUCCCCAGACAGGUGUCUACCUGACUUUAAUCGAGGCCAUACGGAAGAACCUGAUCGACGCCGACUCAGUGACCGUGAAGGACGGCAGGAGUGGCUUCCGCCACAGAAUCUCUAUGAUGGAGGCCAUCAGAACAGGCUACAUCGACGGGUCUAAGGGUAAAGUAAACGUGACACCAGAAUCCACCAUGUCGCUGCAGGAAGCGUACGAAGCUGGCCUCAUAGUGGACCACAGAGCCGCUGUUUCUCUUCAACGCGCCAUUCACCAGGGUCUCUACGACGAGCAGACUGGAAAGAUUACGGAUCCUACCACCGGAAGAGCGGUCACCCUGCACGAGGCGAUGAGGAAUUGUCUGAUCAACCCUACACUACCUUGCUACUGGGACAAACGAGCGGACAGGUUGCUGUCCUUGGCUGAAACCUGUCGAGCCACGGUGAUAGACAGACGGUCAGGAAUGUUCAAAGAACCUGGAGCGAACAGGACCGUGUCCCUGACUCUCGCCUUGCAGCUAGGUCUUAUCGUCGACAUCGAAACCGCGGAGUUCAACCUCCACCAAGCGAUCAUGAUGAACAUCUACGACCCUGCGACCGGGAAAUUGACUCACCCGUCGACCAACCAGGUUCUGACCCUAGCGGAAGCCUGCAGAUCAGAGCUGAUCGAUCCUCACGGCUCCAUCAUCCGGGACGUCAGAUCUGACAAGUAUCUACCACUUUCCGACGCUGUCUCCUCAGGAGUGAUCGAUGACAUCCGCGGUACUUACAACGCACUGCCGGAACGCGAAGAACCGAUCAAUCUGCGGGAGGCUGCCAACAAGGGAUACAUCGUGCCUUCUCAAUUCCCGCUCAGCAUCGAGGAAGCAGUGAACUGUUACCUCUACCGAGGUCAGACUGGAGUGUUCGUCGACCCCCGCACUAACGAGAGCCACGACUUAUCUCGAGCGUUCGAUGUGGGCCUCCUAGACCCCGACACCACCGCCCUGAAAGAUGUGACCACCGGACAAAUAACGUCCCUCUCUGUCGGUAUCGAGAACGGUUUGAUCGACGUUCCUCAGGGUCGAGUCAUCGACUCGAAAACGAAACGGGGUUAUCCGAUAGAUGUGGCCCUCGAACGUGGUCUUCUGGUGACCUUGGAGAAACCUAUGACACAGCAGUCGGCGCGAAGGAGUCUUAUUCGCAAGGAGGAACCUCGACAGGAGUAUACUCUUCAAGAAGCUGUGGAUAGUAGUCUUUUAGAUGAAAACGCAGCCGUGAUCAGAGACCCGAAGAGCGGUCGAUUCGUGACGGUCAGCAACGUCCUGGCUGACGGUAUGCUGGAUCCAUCCGUCAAAGCAACCUUCGAGGGUGAUGCACCUAAAACGGCCGAUGGCAAACUUGUUCCUCGAUUCGUGCGUUUCGGAGACGUUGAAGUGUUCUUCAUCAAACCUCUGUCCUUCGAGGAGGCUACCGAGAAAGGACACUUGUCCAUGGAGAGUGGAAAACUGACGGAUCCAAAGACCGGAGAGCCCGUUACGUUGAAAGAGGCGGUUGACCUUGGUAUCGUUGACUCCGACUCUGCGUUGAUCAAGGACACGAAGAAGAGGAAGCUCGUUAAGUUGUCCGAGGCGUUCAGGAAAGGUCUGAUGGACGCCGAGAAAGGAAACGUUUUAGAGACGGAAACGUCCAGAUUGUAUCCGUUGUCGAAGGCGUUAGAGACCGAACUGUUAAUCACACCUAAACGGGGUUUAUCGUUCAUAGAGGCCUUGAUGUUUGGUCUUUACGAUGCGACUUCCGGUCGUUUCAAUGAUCCCUUCCUGGUCGCGUCCGCGUCCGAUCGUAAACCGACCACGUUGAAAGAGGCGAUCGAUUCAGGCUUGAUAGAUCCGUCCAGCACGGUGAUCAAAGAACCCGCCACCGGUAAAAUCGUUAGUUUGUUAGAGGCUAUUAAUACCGAGAUAAUAGAUCCUAUAGCGGGCAGGCUUAUCGAAGAUCCAUCGGGAAAGAACGUCGACUUCGCGAAAGCCCUGGAGCAGGGUUAUAUUCUCACCGCAGAAGCUAGGCAAGCGGUCGAAGAGAAGUACAAACUGUGCGACGAAACGUCGUCGAGGUUGCUACAAUGGAUAUCCGAGGUCGAGGACAAGUUAGCCAACCAAGGCAACGUGAAGGAAGACAUCGACGAACUUCGAAAUCAGAUAAACGCCAUGAAAGAGAUCAAGGAGGACUUAGAAGCCCAUUCCCGCCCCGUCGCCUCCUGUCUCGAUCAAAUUCGCCAGGUGGUCCUGACCGGUAGCAACGUGUUGUCCAGCGAAGAAGUGUCCACGCUAGAGAAAAAUGGUCGGUCCCUGAAGACCAGGUUCGACAGAGCCACGGAUCGUACCGAGCGAAUGGUGAAACGCCUAACAGCCGCCAGAGACGAUUUGGUCAAAUUCAAGAACGAGUUGUCAACGUUCUCUCAUUGGCUGGACAACGCCAGACGCGUCCUGGAAGAGAAGGAGCACUCCUUGACCGAUUUGAACAGGUUGAACAGCAGCACUGAUGCGACGCGUGACUUCAUCAGCGACGUCAUUGCACACCAAGCUGACCUUAGAUUCAUCACUAUGGCCGCACAGAAAUUCGUCGACGAAAGCAAAGAGUUCUUACACGUUCUAAACGAGUUCCGAACCAGUUUGCCCCAAAGAUUGCCUCAUAAGGAGCCUGUAGCCAGUCAGGACUCGCCUGUACGCGGCGAAGUGUCUAUCGUCACUGCUCAAUACAAAGAUCUGCUAUCGCGAGCGAAUAUGCUGUCCGAUAGAUUGUCUGGUGUCGGUGGAAGACAGCGAGACUAUCGCGAGUCCUUGGAGAAAGCUAGGAACUGGUUGAAAGAGGUGGAGCCGAAGGUUCAUAGAGCAAUCUCUGAACCUGUCGCGGCUGAGCCCAAACAGGUUGAGGAUCAGUUGAGCAAGGCUAAAGCGUUGAACAAUGAGAUGCUCGCGAACGAACGGCUGGUGGAGAACGUUAAGGUGACUGUGGAGGCACUUCUGAGGUCACUGGAUGGACAGUUAACGCCAAAGGAAGUCGAUGAACUGGAGGAACCUGCAAAGGCACUGGAAGACAAGUAUAAACAGCUGACCAACGCUAUUGGUGAGAAGUGCCAGGAGCUGGACGCUGCUUUGGUUAGGAGCCAGGGAGUGCAGGAUGCGCUGGACAGCUUGGUACUUUGGUUGAACAACAUUGAGAGCCAAUUCAAGAACAUUCAGCGACCAGCCAGUUUACAGAAGGAACGUCUGGAAGAGCAGCAGAGGGACCAACGUCUUCUCCAAGCCGAUUUGGACAGUCAUCGUUUGAGCGUGGAAGCCGUUGCGAGCAGCGCGCAUGAUCUGCUCACGAACUCCAGCAACGCGCGAAUCGCGAAGCGUAUAGAGAGCAAACUGAAAGAUGUACAAUGUAGAUUCGAGAAGUUGAUGGACAAGUCGUUGCGCCGAGGCGAGUUCCUCGACGAGAUCGCGCAAGCCCUCGGCGACUUCUUGGUCGAGACGACGAAGUUCGACAGCUGGUACGCUCACAUGAUCGAAGCUCUCGAGUCUAGAGACUUGAGCAAACUGGACGUGGCAGAGUACGAGACCAAGAUGGCGAAUCUGAUGGAUAAACGCGAGGACCAACGAGCCAGCUUCGAGGACUUGAUCCGCAAUGGAAAGAACUUGAUUUCGAAGAAAGACGUGACCGACGUUGCUCAGAUCAGGGACAAGAUCACGGCUCUUGAAUCUCAAUGGAAGGAAGUGAACAACUUGAUCGAAGAAAAGCAACGACUCAGCAAAUCCAGAGCCAAACAGCUUUCCGCUUACGAAAAGCUUCGCGAUCAAGUUAUCGAUUGGCUGACUCGCACUGAACACAAGGUGCAAGGCCUCGAACCUGUGGCUGUUGAUUUGGAGAAGCUGAAGAGACAGGCUGACGAGCUGAAGCCUAUUCAGAAAGAGUAUCGCGAUUAUGGCAACACCGUUGAUAAAGUGAACGAUCUUGGAAUCGCGUAUGACGGCCUGCUCAAGGAACGUAUCGAGAGUCCAACACGUCGUCGUGGUAGCACCAGUCCAACCAAGAGACCAGUACGACGAAUGUCACAAGACGGUCGCUCACCAUCUCCCGCUAAAUUGUAUGCUGCUCAAAGUCCGGUCUCUCCAGGUGGUAGCAGCGGAUUCAGCAGCCGACGCUCCAGCCAGGACGGUUUUCACCUGGAGGACUUGUCGCCCGUUCAGCAGCAACUUUCAGAGAUCAAUAACAGAUAUGGAUUGCUGGGUGUCCGUCUGACCGACCGGCAGACCGAGCUAGACAGUGUCAAGGACGAAUUGAGGAGACACAUGGACAACUUGAAGACGCUUUCCCAGUUUCUGGAGAAGAUUCAGCGACAGAUACCAAAGGAAACCAUGCCAGGCACUAAAGAAGAAGCGGAUAAGACCGCGAAACAGAUUAAGAUCGUUAUCGAAGAAAUGUACGAGAAACAAUCGUUGCUUGACACCACCCGAACCCAAGUUCGCGAUUUGGUCAGACGCAAGAAGGGAGCAGCCGGUGUAGACAGAUUGAACGACGAAAUGGAAGAUGUGACGAACAGAUGGAGAUCCUUCAGCGAACGUUGCAAAGACAGAAUAAAGUUCCUGGACGAUGUCAAGGACUUCUACGAUACGUCUGAAGGUUUAGCUUCGUGGCUUGGAUCAAAGGAGAGAAUGUUGGGUGCUUUGGGUCCGAUUUCAGCCGAUCCCAGAAUGGUUGCCAGCCAAGUGCAACAGGUUCAGGUCCUGAGAGAGGAGUUCCGCACUCAGCAACCUCAGCUGGAUCACCUGAUACAGGUCGGAGAGAACAUCCUCAGCGUGAUAGGAACCGAUUCACCGGAUGGUCAAAGAACGAGUACCAAAUUACGAUCCAUUUUGGACAAAUGGUCCGACCAGUUAGCUCGACUCGACGAAAGAGCGCAGAGCUUGGGAGACGCGGUUGAUACCAGCCGCGAGUUCGACGCGAGUCUGAACCGUCUGCGCGACGCUCUUCAAGCGAUAUCCGACAAUCUCGAUGAACUGACUCUGGAAAAAGAUCCCGAAGACCAGCUGCGAAAGAUCGAGAAUCUUGAGAGACAGCUGGAAGGUCAAAGACCUUUGCUGGCGGACGCUGAGGCAGCGGGUGAACAGCUGUGCGAGGUUCUGAGCGAUCCAGCUUCCAAAUCCGAGAUUCACGGAAAACUGGCUGCAGUUGGAAAGCUGUACACUAACCUGCAGAAGAAAUUGGACCACAAGAAAGCUGAGAUAGAGGGCAAUUUGCGAGAUGGAAGACAGUUCGAGGCUUCCUGCACUAAAACUUUGGGCUGGCUCGCGGAUGAGCUUGGAAACAUGUCCGAGAAGUUGUUGGUAUCGGCCGAUCGAGACAUCUUGCAACAGCAACUUGAUCAUCAUGAGCCGAUGUAUAGAAACGUGAUGGGCAAAGAGCACGAGGUCAUCAUGCUGCUGAACAAAGGAAGAGACAUGUUAGCUCGAUCGCAAAAGGUGGAGAACCGGUCUCUGCAACGCGACCUCGACAAGAUGCAGUCGCAGUGGGAUCGUCUGAAGAAAGACAUGAUGGACAGGCACACGAAACUACAGACUUGCGCGGAACACUGCAAGAAAUACUACAAGGCACAAGACGCGUUCCUGCCAUGGUUGCGACAAGCUGAAGACAAACUCGAAUGCUUGAAGCCAGCUUCCUUCAAACGCAAGGACAUCGAGAAGCAACUGAAAGAACUGUCCUCGUUCAGAAACGAGGUCUGGAAACAUUCCGGUGAAUUCGAGAACAACAAAACUCUUGGCGAGACUUUCCUAGGAGCUUGCGAUAUUGACAAACAAAAUGUUAAGAACGAGCUUGGCGCUAUGAAGACCAGAUGGGACAAGUUGAACAAUGACUUGAUCGCAAGAACACAGUCUUUGGAGGACACUGCACGGCAUUUGAUGGACUUCAAUGAGAACCUGCGAGAACUGAGACACAGUUUGCAGCGUUGCGAAGAUAAAUUGGCAUCUCACGAUGCUCUUGGAGGAGCAGCUAAAGACCCGAAACUUCUCGAUAGGAUAAAGAGUUUACGAGAAGAAACGACAAACCUGAAGAAACCUUUGCAGUAUGUCAAACAACAGGCCAGUGACUUGGUGAACAAAGCUCGUGAACAGGGAGUCGAUGCAACGCACUUGCAAGACGAAGUAAACAAUCUAAGUGACAGAAUCAAUGAUCUGCAAGCGAAGCUGGACGACAGAUGCAACGAGUUGCAGAGCGCAGCUACCGCAGUUGCGCAGUUCAACGACCAAGCGAAAACAAUUGGGCAACAGGUGUCGAGUCUUGAGAGGGAAUUGGACUCGAUGAGAGCGCCAGGCAGGGAAAUCAAGAUCAUUAGGGUUCAGAUAGAGGAAACGACGAAAGUGAUAACCAGAGUGACUCGAUUGUACGAGGAAGUGACCGAUCUGGAGGGUCUCGGAGAACGUUUGGUCGAUUACGGUUUCGCGGCUGAUGCUGUGGCAACCAGGGAACAAGUUGCCGGCUUGAAACGACAGGUCGUGAAGCUGGAUGAUCGCUCGAGAGACCGCCAUGAAGAGCUGUCGGCCACUUUGGACAGGUUACAGGAAUUCUAUCAAGCUCACACGACCGUCAUAAGCGAGAUCGACGAAGCGAACGAGCAUGUCAGAAGAUUCAAACCAGUUGGAUCAGAAGUGGAAUCCAUUAAAGUCCAACAAGAAGAUUUCCGACUGUUGAAAAUUAACAAGAUAGAACCUUUGGCUCGCGCCGUUGAGGACUGCAACGUCCUUGGUCAAGCCUUGAUUCAGACUGCCGGUCGUGAUGUGAACACCAGCAACAUUGAAAAAGAUGUCGACAAGAUGAACGAGAGGUGGAACGAUUUGAAGGAAAGACUGAAUGAACGAGACAGAAGGUUGGACGUAGGAUUGCUUCAGUCUGGAAAGUUCCAGGAAGCUCUGGAAGGUCUUCAGAAGUGGUUGACAGAUACGGAAGAGAUGGUCUCCAACCAGAAACCACCGUCGUCGGAUUACAAGGUAGUCAAAGCACAGUUGCAGGAGCAGAAGUUCUUGAAGAAGAUGCUGAUGGACCGGCAGAAUUCGAUGUCGUCCUUGUACAACAUGGGUCAGGAGGUAGCUGCUGGUGCAGAUCCUAAGGAACGAAAGAUGAUCGAGAAACAACUGAAAGAGCUUGUGGGAAGAUUCGACAAUUUGACGGAAAGCGCAGCCGAAAGAAUGGAGGCGCUCGAACAGGCAAUGGGUGUAGCCAAACAGUUCCAAGACAAGUUGGUACCGUUGGCAAUUUGGUUGGACAAGACGGAGAAACGUGUGAGGGACAUGGAACUGGUGCCAACCGACGAGGAGAAGAUCCAGCAGCGUGUUACAGAACACGACGCUCUUCACGAAGACAUUCUGUCCAGGAAACCUGACUUCAGCGAACUCACAGAGAUUGCUAGUCAACUGAUGGCUCUCGUGGGUGAAGACGAAGCUGCAGCUCUGGCCGACAAAUUGCAGGACGCUGCCGACAGAUACGCCGCCUUGGUCGAACGAUCAGAGGCUCUCGGCAGCCUUCUGCAACGAUCGAGGCAAGGUUUGCGUCACCUGGUUCUCAGUUACCAAGAACUUCAGGCUUGGAUGGAAGGCAUGGAGAUCAGACUGUCGAAGUACCGAGUAUUGGCAGUUCACACAGAGAAGCUUCUUCAGCAAAUGGAAGAUCUUGCUGACUUGACCGAAGAGGUAUCCACCAGACAGACCGAAGUAGACAGCACCACGGAUGCCGGUUUAGAACUGAUGAAACACAUCUCGAGCGACGAGGCUCUUCAACUGAAGGACAAGCUCGACUCUCUGCAACGACGAUUCAAUGAUUUAGUCAGCCGCGGCUCCGAUCUGCUGAAACACGCUCAGGAAUCGCUGCCAUUGGUCCAACAGUUCCAUGACAACCACAAUCGCUUGAUGGACUGGAUGCAAGCGGCCGAGUCCGCCCUGCAAUCCGCAGAACCUCGCGAGGAUGAGAUCGUACGCCUGGAAAUGGAGAUAUCGGAGUACAGACCAGUCCUGGACAAAAUCAACGCUGUCGGUCCACAAUUGUCUCAGUUGUCGCCGGGUGAAGGCGCUGCCACCAUCGAGGGUUUGGUAACCAGAGACAACCGGCGAUUCGACGCCAUCGCGGAACAGAUCCAACGCAAGGCCGAGAGAAUACAGCUCAGCAAACAGCGUUCGCUAGAAGUGAUCGGCGACAUCGACGACCUGCUAGAAUGGUUCCGCGAGGUGGACAAUCAGCUGAGAGAGGCAGAACCACCCAGCAGCGAACCUGAGAUCAUCAGAGUACAACUGAAGGAGCACAAAGCUCUGAACGACGACAUAUCCAGUCAGAAGGGCCGCGUCAGAGACGUCAUAUCGACGGCGAAGAAGGUGAUACGCGAAAACGGCCAGCAUGAGGACACGUCAACUAUCAGAGAGAAGAUGGAGGAUCUCCGAGAGACAAUGGAAAUCGUCUCCGGUCUUUCUGCCGACCGACUUGGAGCACUGGAGCAAGCGUUGCCGUUGGCUGAACAUCUGCGGGAUACGCACAUUGGUCUGGUCAGCUGGCUCGAAGAGGCCGAACAACAAGUUGCCAUGCUUCCUAUGCCUGCUUUGAGGCCUGACCUCAUAGCCGCGCAGCAGGACAAGAACGAGCUGCUAAUGCAGAGUAUCAACGAGCACAAGCCUCUCGUAGAAAAGUUGACCAAAACCGGUGAAGCUUUGCUGAAGCUUGUUAACGAAGAAGAGGGAAUUAAGAUACAGGACAUCCUCGAAGCCGACACAGCCCGAUAUGCAGCUCUCAGGGCCGAACUGCGAAGUCGACAGCAGACUCUGGAGCAAGCGUUGCAAGAGUCCUCUCAGUUCUCCGACAAACUGGAGGGAAUGUUGCGUGCGCUCUCUUCAACGGCGGAUCAGGUGAACGGUGCUGAACCCAUCAGCGCUCAUCCUGGUCGCCUGAGGGACCAGAUGGAAGAGAACACCGCAUUAGUCGACGAGCUGGCCCAGAGGUCCGAGGCCUACGCGGCCGUGAAGAGAGCAGCCGAUGAUGUGAUCAGCAAGGCUGGAAACAGGGCUGAUCCAGCUGUGAAGGACAUCAAACGUAAACUGGACAAGUUGAACAAACUAUGGAGCGACGUGCAGAGGGCGACCAACGAGCGAGGACACACUCUGGACGAUGCUCUGGCGAUCGCGGAGAAAUUCUGGUCCGAGCUGAAUGGCGUGAUGUCGACUCUGCGAGAACUGCAAGAUGCUCUCGCGGGUCAGGCACCACCUGCAGCACAACCUGCCGCCAUCCAACAGCAACAGGUAGCUCUGCAGGAGAUCAGACACGAGAUCGACCAGACGAAACCCGAUGUCGAGCAAGUCCGCGCAUCUGGACACGAGCUGAUGGGUCUCUGCGGCGAACCGGACAAACCGGAGGUCAGGAAACACAUCGAGGACUUGGACCAAGCUUGGGACAACGUGACCGCGUUGUAUGCCAGGCGCGAGGAGAACCUUAUAGACGCCAUGGAGAAGGCCAUGGAGUUCCAUGAGACUUUACAGAAUCUCCUGGAGUUCCUCCAGGAAGCCGAGGACAAGUUCGCUCGCAUGGGACCACUGGGAAGCGACAUCGACGAAGUUAAGAAACAGAUCAAACAAUUGGCCAAUUUCAAGGCCGAAGUAGAUCCUCACAUGGUCAAGGUCGAAGCUCUGAACAGGCAAGCGGCAGAAUUAACGGAGAGGACAUCAUCGGAGCAAGCGGCAGCCAUCAAGGAACCACUGGGAGCCGUGAACAAGCGAUGGGACGGUCUGCUCAGAGGACUCGUCGAGAGACAACGUCUUCUGGAGAACGCUUUGUUACGAUUAGGACAGUUCCAGCAUGCACUUGACGAACUUUUGGUAUGGAUCGAGAAGACGGACGACACUCUGGACAACCUGAAGGCGGUGGCUGGAGAUCCACAGGUGAUCGAAGUGGAGCUAGCCAAGUUGAAGGUGUUGGUGAACGACAUCCAAGCGCAUCAGACGAGUGUCGACACGUUGAACGAUGCCGGAAGACAGUUGAUCGAGGACGGAAAGGGAACGGCGGAAGCCUCGACCACGGCCGAGAAAUUGGGAACCUUGAAUCGCCGUUGGCGAGACCUACUGCAACGCGCUGCGGAUCGUCAACGAGAACUGGAAGAUGCCCUCAGAGAGGCGCAGUCGUUCACCGCAGAGAUUCAGGAUCUGCUCUCCUGGUUAGGUGACGUGGACAACACGAUAGUGGCCUCGAAACCGGUGGGUGGUUUACCAGAAACCGCUUCGGAACAGCUGGAACGUUUCAUGGAAGUUUACAACGAGCUGGAGCAGAAUCGUCCGAAAGUCGAGACUGUUCUCCAGCAAGGUCAGGAGUACCUGAAACGCGCGGAUACUAGCAGCGCCGGUGGUCUGAACCACAAUCUGAAGACCCUGAAACAACGAUGGGACAACGUGACCGCUCGCGCCAGCGACAAGAAGAUCAAGCUGGAGAUCGCGUUGAAGGAGGCUACGGAGUUCCACGACGCGCUCCAGGCGUUCGUCGACUGGCUCACUAACGCUGAGAAGAUUUUGACCAACUUGAAACCGGUGUCGAGGGUGAUGGAGACCAUUCUUGGUCAGAUCGAGGAACACAAGGCCUUCCAGAAGGACGUCGGCGUUCAUCGCGAGACCAUGCUGAAUCUGGACAAGAAGGGUACCCAUCUGAAAUACUUCUCCCAGAAACAGGACGUGAUCCUGAUCAAGAACUUGCUGAUAAGCGUGCAGCACAGAUGGGAGAGGGUAGUUUCCAAGUCCGCGGAAAGAACGAGGGCUUUGGAUCACGGAUACAAGGAAGCACGAGAGUUCCACGAUGCUUGGUCCAACCUGAUGAACUGGCUGGAUGAGACGGAGAAGACCUUGGACGAAGUUGCUACAGACGGCGGCCUUGGUGGUAACGACCCUGAGAAGAUCAAAGCUCGACUGAACAAGCACCGCGAGCUACAGAAGGCCCUCAGUGCCAAACAGGGUACCUAUGACGUCACCAUGAAGAACGGUAAGCUGCUGAAGGACAAGGCGCCCAAGAGCGACGAGUCCGCUCUGAAGGAACUGCUGAACGAGCUGAAGAACAAGUGGACCACCGUAUGUGGCAAGUGCGUGGACAGACAGAGGAAGUUAGAAGAAGCUCUGCUCUUCUCGGGUCAAUUCAAGGACGCCAUUCAAGCGCUCCUGGAAUGGCUCAGCAAGUCACAGAAGCAACUCACGGAAACUGGACCGCUUCACGGCGAUCUGGACACCGUGAUGAACCUAGUAGAACAGCACAAGACCUUCGAGAAGGACCUGAAAUCUCGCGAGUCACAAAUGAAGUCCGUAAUCCAAACUGGUUGGGAGAUACUCAGAAAAGCUCCGGAAGACGCGUCUGCCAUUGAAUCUCAAAUAUCUGAAAUGCACGACCUUUGGAACACGGUUACAAAAUUAUCUCUGGCGAAGACCAGCCGACUCGAGGAAGCUCUGAGAGAAGCUGAACGCUUGCAUAAGGCUGUUCACGUGCUGCUAGAGUGGUUGAGCGACGCCGAGAUGAAACUGAGGUUCGCUGGACAGCUACCGGAGGACGAACAAGAGAGCAGGAACCAGCUGAUGGAGCAUGAGAGGUUCUUGCGUGAACUGCGUAUCAAGGAGGUUGAAAAGGACCAAACACUGGAACUGGCUCAUACGAUUCUUGGUAAGGCUCAUCCAGAUGGUGCCGCGGUUAUCAAACAUUGGAUUACCAUCAUACAGUCGAGAUGGGAGGAGGUGGCCACUUGGGCUCAUCAGAGGAACCAGAGAUUGGAGAACCACAUGCAAGGUCUUCAGGAUCUUGAUAACCUUCUCGAAGAGCUGUUGUCGUGGCUCGAAGGUUUGGAGAACACCCUGAACGCCCUCGAGGCUGAACCCCUGCCAGACGACAAAGCUACCCUGGAAAUGUUGAUAGCCGAUCACAGAGAGUUCAUGGAGAACACUAGUCGAAGACAGAACGAGGUCGAUCGCGUCUGCAAAGCUAGACAAGUGAAACCGGUGAAAGACACGAAGAAGAUAUUGAAGGCUAAGUCACCAGCGCCGACCCGAGGCAGCCCAGGCCGCGACAGAACAGCAGAUUCGUUGCCGCACAUCGGCCCAAGGUUCCCACCUAAAGGAAGCAAAGGAGCCGAACCCGAGUUCCGCAGUCCGAGAGUGAAACUCCUGUGGGACAGGUGGAGACAUGUGUGGAUGCUGGCUUGGGAACGUCAACGACGACUUCAGGACAAGUAUAACUACAUUCAGGAGUUGGAUCGCGUUGCUAACUUCAGCUGGGAGGAUUGGCGCAAGAGGUUCUUGAAAUUCAUGAAUCACAAGAAGUCCAGACUGACCGAUCUCUUCAGGAAGAUGGACAAAAACAAUGAUGGCCUCAUUCCUCGUGAAGACUUCAUUCAAGGAAUCAUGAAUACCAAAUUUGAGACGUCCAGAUUAGAAAUGGGAGCAGUAGCAGAUCUGUUCGACCGUCACGGCGAAGGAUUGAUAGACUGGAAGGAGUUCAUUGCUGCUUUGAGACCGGACUGGGAAGAACGAAGGACAUACAAUGACACGGAUAAGAUUCACGACGAAGUGAAACGCUUGGUGAUGCUUUGUACUUGUCGUCAGAAGUUCCGCGUCUUCCAAGUUGGCGAGGGAAAAUACAGGUUCGGAGACAGUCAAAAGUUGCGACUGGUACGAAUCCUACGAUCCACAGUGAUGGUUCGUGUCGGUGGUGGAUGGGUAGCCUUAGACGAAUUUCUAUUAAAGAAUGAUCCUUGCCGCGCCAAGGGAAGAACGAAUAUCGAGCUGCGAGAGCAAUUCAUUUUGGCGGACGGUGUCAGCCAGACAAUGACGGCCUUCAGAUCGAAGCCGAGUCCAACCUCGACGCUGCAACGUACCAAUAUCUCGUCGGCGAAUGCCGGACCCAUCACCAAGGUGAGAGAACGCAGCGCUCGAAGCGUCCCUAUGGGACAAUCACGAGCAUCCCGCUCCUCGUUGAGCGCCGGGACGCCCGACAGCCUAAGCGAUAACGAGAGUUCCUUCAAAAUUGGCUCCGCCAGGAAGACCAGUACGCCUUAUAGAAGCACCAUUACUCCAGGUGGUAGUCGUCCGUCUAGCAGACCAGCGUCGCGGCCAGCGUCCAGACCAACAAGUAGACCAGGAAGUAGACCAGCCUCUAGACAGGGUAGCAAACCUCCAAGCCGUUAUGGUUCAACGCAAUCGCUCGAUAGUACCGACGAUUCGAGCAACCUAAGCCGGAUUCCUCGUAGAACAACCGUCAGCACAACAGGGAACACUCCAACAUCCAGCAGACACAACAGCGUUUCUGGAAAACGACUUGGAACACCGGUGAACGGUUCUAGUUCACGUCCCAGAACUCCCACGGGUCUGGUUAGUCCUGCCAGUGGGGUUCCAGCUAGGUUUGGCACAAUCCAUAGAGCUUCGAGCAUUCCAACCCUGACUGGUGUCGGCACACCGAUCAGCCGUUCGAGGAUUCCCGUGUACGUGGGUACUGAUAUUAAAUCCCCACAAUCGACGACCAGCAAUAUUUCAACUCAUUCUACGCAAAGCAACCACUCGACGGUUUCUACCGAUUCUACCGGGAGCAGCUCGAUGUGUACAAAUUCAGCAACUAACACCUCGUCGGCCGUUAAGCAAGCUAGAACAAGGACACCGUCCAGUGGGUCGAGUACUCCACUGCCGCCAUCGCUGAAGCUGUCGAGGAAGCCUUCAGGAGCCUCGGACACGUCGGUGUCGACGACCCCUGCCAGUCAAAGGAGAGGAAAACCGACGCCGAUCGAUCAACGUGCACCAUUCCGAUUAUAGUCGCGCCAUGGACGUAGUCGCUGAAAGGCCAAAACUGUUCUCGAAGCCGUGAUCGUGUCAACGAGACCGAGAUCACCGCCUGUUUUGUUCACGGGGCAUCCUCGUCGACGCUACGCUUAGAAUAUUCUAAUAAUAUAUUAACGAUUCGUACCGCGAGGGCGCCUCGAGAGAGAGAGAUGAAAUUCGUUACUAAAGCUUUUUUGCUUCAAGGAGAACUUCAUUACCUUUUUCCUUUCUUUGUUAAAAUCCCUACGAAGCGAGGUUCUCCUCGAGGAUGCCCGAAUCGAAAGAGCUUAACGUUAUCGAGAUAUUUUGUAAAAAUAUACGCAUAGAAAGCGCGGGUGACACGCGCUGCUAAGAGAAAUUUAUCCCAGAAUGAUGAUGUGUGUCUGGGCCGUGCAGAGGGCGCCACUGUGGCGCUCAGUAUGGGCCCGAUUAGCCGGUGUUUCGUAAGAGUGUUUCUUUACGGAAUGAUAGCGAUAACGAUUUAUCAAUUAAUGUAAUUGUAAUUUUACGUUAUCUAUAGGACUAGGUUUUUACCGGUCGUUAACACGAGUAACGUUUCAUGUUCGUGGAAAUGAAAUCAUUCGUCGCUGGUGUAUGCGUAUUUCGCGGCGCACGCGUCGCCUGACUGUACCGAUUCUAUUUUCCGUUUACUACGAUUGUAAUUUCUUUAAUGGAUCCUUCGCGGAAGGAGCAACGAAUCGAGAAAGAUCGUAUCGUUUUAAUUGGAGAUGUUAUAGGAACGAUGUGUAUAUACUGCUCGGUUGUCCGGCACGGUAACGCGGCCGGGAAUCACUCCGCGAAUAAGACAGUUUCCUAGAAAUGAAAAUGAAAAAAGACAAAUUACGCUACACGCAACGAUUUUGCCUUAAGUCUAUCGCCGUAAUCGCUUUUGCGCGAAUCGUACCUGCCCUACCGAAGCGGACCGUGGCGCGGACGAACGAGCGGGCCCUAAUUUCUGAUCCGUACUUUGGCUUUGUUCGAUAAUGAUAUUUUUUUUGCAGAAAGGCAUUUCCGACCUUCCUUCUUUCUUUUUUAUGUUUUUAGAAUGCGAUUAACGCGAUAGCACGAUUCGUACGAUGAUGAUGAUGCGAUUAAUCUAUUAACUAUUCUUAAAUGUUAAUCUCCUGUUUUCGCUUUACUUGAAGGUUCUGUAUCGUCGCUACUAAUUGCAGUGGAAAAAUAUACGCAAACGCACACGCAUUUGACACCAAACUUUCAA
Molecule: messenger RNA, 28240 nt
Organism: Megachile rotundata (alfalfa leafcutting bee)
Lineage: Eukaryota; Metazoa; Arthropoda; Insecta; Hymenoptera; Megachilidae
Gene: shot
Product: dystonin-like protein short stop
Biological process (GO): intermediate filament cytoskeleton organization; cytoplasmic microtubule organization; wound healing
Cellular component (GO): intermediate filament; membrane; cytoplasm
Molecular function (GO): structural molecule activity; calcium ion binding; microtubule binding
Source: RefSeq, a predicted model, not a curated record